AUCCCAUUUCCAUCCAUUUCAUGCAAAACUUGCCGGGCUCUCUAAGUAGUCUUGAAUUUGCAUUCAUUUGGGAAGAAGAGAAAAAGAUGAGAUUUUUGAAGUAUGCAGGUUUAAAUUUUGGGUCUAUAAAUAGGUUUAACAUUAAUGAACUCAGUGUGCCUUCUUCUCAAAUAAAAAACUUUCCUUGUUAGCAUAUACAUUUGAACUCUCAAAAGUAUGGCUUCAAGAAUCUCUUUCAGGCUUCUUUCUUCUGCAUUCUUAAUGCUGGCUGCAAUGUUGGCUUUUCAGGCAAUGUCUCGGGACUUGAGUGAAGUCUCGAUGAUGCAAAAACACGAGCAAUGGAUGGUUCAAUAUGGACGUGUUUACAAGGAUGAUGCAGAGAAGGCGAGCCGUUACAACAUUUUCAAGAAAAAUGUAGAGUACAUCGAGUCUUUCAACAAGGCCGGGACUAAGUCUUACAAGUUGGGAAUCAACAAGUUUGCUGACUUGACGAAUGAGGAGUUCACGUCUGCGCGCAACAAGUACAAACCACGAGAAUGCAAGGGCACAUUGUUUAGGUAUGAAAAUUUGAGUGCUGUUCCUGCUUCAAUGGAUUGGAGAAAGAAAGGAGCUGUUACACCAAUUAAGGAUCAAGGCCAAUGUGGUUGUUGCUGGGCAUUUUCAGCAGUCGCGGCAAUGGAAGGAGCCCACCAACUCAAAACUGGCAAGCUCGUCUCAUUGUCUGAACAAGAGCUUGUUGAUUGUGACACAAGCGGUGAAGAUCAAGGAUGUGAUGGAGGUCUAAUGGAUGAUGCUUUCACCUUCAUUAUUAACAACAAAGGGCUUACGACUGAAGCGAAUUAUCCCUACCAAGGUACUGAUGGCACUUGCAAUGCCAACAAGGAAGCCAACCAUGCUGCCACCAUUACGGGAUUUGAAGAUGUCCCAGCCAAUAACGAGGCUGCACUCUUGAAGGCCGUGGCUAAUCAACCAGUUUCAGUUGCCAUUGAUGCCAGUGGUUCCGACUUCCAAUUCUACUCCAGCGGUGUUUUCACAGGUGAAUGUGGGACAGACUUAGACCAUGGCGUUACAGCAGUAGGUUAUGGAACUAGUUCUGAUGGCACCAAAUAUUGGUUAGUUAAGAAUUCUUGGGGAACCAGUUGGGGCGAUAAUGGAUACAUCAUGAUGCAGAGAGGCAUUGACGCUAAAGAAGGCAUUUGUGGCAUUGCCAUGCAAGCUUCAUAUCCUACUGCUUAGGAUCUCGCAUGGUUUGGGGAUUGAUGCAAUUCCUCAUAGAGAACCGCAUGUAUUGUUUAUACUUCUUCUCUUGUUUGUGGUUGUGUAAGGUUAUCUACUGGUUUACAUGUACAUUCUCAGCAUUAGCUGUGGAUAUAAUCCUCUCUGUGCAUGAACUUUGUAAUUAUUAAAUGCAUUGGUAUUACUACAAUGUAUAUUGAUCUUC
Molecule: messenger RNA, 1441 nt
Organism: Oldenlandia corymbosa var. corymbosa
Lineage: Eukaryota; Viridiplantae; Streptophyta; Magnoliopsida; Gentianales; Rubiaceae
Source: the annotation of a GenBank genome assembly